AUGAAGGCAAUGGUUUCUUCUUCCCUCACCCUUGCCUUGUUUCUUGUUGCCUUGCUAGCCCCAGCAACAAUACACCAGUGCCCUGCUGCAGCUGCUGCUCAGCAUGAUCUGGUCACCGCAACCUGCAAGAAAACACCCUCUUACCAACUCUGUCUCUCGACUCUUCGGUCUGAUCCUCGGAGCCGGAAUGCCGAUGUCGCAGGAUUGGGAAUCAUUCUGGUUGAUGCUGUGAAGGCCAAGGCAACAGCUACUUUGGGAGAGAUCAAGAGGCUAAAGAGGAGCAAGCCACAGCUGAAAAGACCCUUGAGCAAGUGUGCUGAGCUUUACAGUGCGGUUGUGGAGGCAGAUGUGCCACCAGCCAUUGAGGCCUUGACCAAAGGGGAUCCCAAGUUUGCUGAGGAGGGUAUGGUUGACGCCAGCAGUGAGGCUGAGCUCUGUGAAAAGGGUUUCAAUCAGUUCAACUCACCACUCACUAAAGUCAACAAGCUGGUACAUGACCUCUCUAUGGUGGCUACUGCAGUAAUAAGAAUGCUAUUGUAAAAACACUCCUCUCUCUCUCUCUCUCUCCCCCCCCCCUCUCUCUCUCUCUCUCUAUAUAUAUAUAUAGAGGCAUAUAUGGGUUUAUGCAGAAAAUUAGAAAUAUACACUGUAAUGGACGUAAUCUAUGAAAUUCCAUAACAACAAAUGUACCUUUGUC
Diospyros lotus (date-plum) is the source of this 697-nucleotide messenger RNA. RefSeq names its product cell wall / vacuolar inhibitor of fructosidase 1-like. The transcript has a single exon. The record is from RefSeq and is a predicted model, not a curated record. Lineage: Eukaryota; Viridiplantae; Streptophyta; Magnoliopsida; Ericales; Ebenaceae. The coding region runs from base 1 to 540 and encodes 179 amino acids. Gene Ontology annotation, biological process: negative regulation of catalytic activity. Gene Ontology annotation, molecular function: enzyme inhibitor activity.